AUGAAAUCCUAUGUAGCCGUAGUCAUUUACUCGGUCAAUUCAAAAAAUUCUGAGUUCCAGAAGAUGCGGGUUAGAUCUUUGAAAAUGGGUAUAGAAAAAGUUGGUGCUUUCGAUAAACUAAUGUUAUUUUCUUGUAGUGUAGAUCCUUCUUUAUCGUGGUCUGUUGAAGGUUCUUCUCAUAAGGAAAGAUGGAUUCCUAUAACUCCACGUGCAUCCAGUGGUUUUCUUGUUUCGGACCGUAAUUCGUCAUUGAGUUCUACAUUGUCUGUUGAUUUAGAAUUAGAAACUGUUUCUGGUUCCGAAAAAUCUUGUGUUUCAUUCACUUUACGUCCAGAUUACCACGAUGACCAGGGUCUACUUUGUCUUCCAGUUUCUUCAGUUAGCGGUAUUUUGGAUGAAAUUUACCUGUACUAUCUGUUUAUAUUUGGAUACAAACCAUUUCAUGUAGACCACAGAACACCUCUCUAUUUAUGCCUCCCUCCAGUCAAUUCAUCUAUGCAUCAAAAUGCAACCUCCCAACCAAUCAUAGUCGGUCAUGCUGGUGCCGGUGUAAAACGUGCACAUUAUGGUAAAGGGCUUCAAUGGCCUGAAAACACAAUAUGCGCCUUUCAACGUGCUGAGCAACUUGGAGUAACAAUGGUAGAAUGUGAUGCGAAUAUCACAAAAGAUUCUGAAGUUGUUUUACACCACAACUUCACACUAGGAGUAUGUGAGCAACCGAAAAAAUCUGAAAACGAUCCACCAACCUUCAUUUUAGAACAUAAAACUGAUAGUGUAGUAAAUGAAAAUAGCACAGAUCUGAUUGUGAACUACCAAUUAUCUGAAAUUCGCAACUUGUUGAGAAAGGUCAAUGGAACGAUCGGCUGUGCAAACAUUAUCCAAAGUCAGUAUCCUAGUCCCUUAACAAUGAGUGACCCUAUUCCAAAUAUUCAUGGUAAAGAGGCUGAACCAAUACCGUUAUUAAAAGACGCAUUCUACCAAACUUCUACAAAUCUAAGCUUUAACGUAGAGCUAAAAUAUCCCAUAGAAACUCCAUAUAAUCUAAUUGCUGAAGCAUUAAUUAAACAUAAACCUGUCGAAUCUUCUUUACCAACACCGUCCUCAUAUUUCUAUAAAAUCAACAAAUUCUGCGAUACAAUAUUAGAUAUGAUCAGUUGGAGACCGUAGCGAAGAUCUAUCACACUACAUGUAUACUCAGAAAAUAAACCUCAAAACUGCUACAGCACGCUAUAACAAACAAACAGACACUCGACAAUUACAUGUUAGUUGUUGCACUACUUCACAUGUUUCUACACAAGCAGUCGAAUCCAAGUGAAUAUGAACGAGAAGAACAAUUUGAAUUCUACAUAAAAGUUUCAGAAAUAAUUGCAACUGGUUUAGUUUAAUUUUAUCCAGCUCAGUUUAGGCAGUAAUAUCGUAACGUAAUCUUUCUAAUUCCAAAUAGAGGCCAGU
Molecule: messenger RNA, 1452 nt
Organism: Schistosoma spindalis
Lineage: Eukaryota; Metazoa; Platyhelminthes; Trematoda; Strigeidida; Schistosomatidae
Source: the annotation of a GenBank genome assembly